UGCCCCGGGCCCGGCUACUGUCCGCCUCUGUUGCCCUCGCGCUGCCUGCUCGUCGUCUGCCGGCCGGCGGGAGGGAAGGAACAUGCAGCGGGCCGCGCUCUUCAGCGGCGAUGAUGCGCAGACGGCCGCCGGGGACCUGGGCGAGCUGCUUGUCCCCUACAUGCCCACAAUCCGGGUGCCCAAGUCAGGGGAUCGGGUCUACAAGACGGAGUGUGCCUUCUCCUACGACUCGCCUGAUUCAGAAGGAGGUCUCUAUGUGUGCAUGAACACAUUUCUGGGAUUUGGAAGAGAACACAUUGAGAGGCAUUACCGGAAAACAGGACAGUGUGUAUAUUUGCAUCUGAAACGACGUGUGAUACAGAAGGUACCAGGGGCAUCUGGUGGAGCUUUACCAAAAAGGAGGAAUGCUAAGCUAUUCUUAGAUCUAGAGGUAAACGGUGAUCUGAACAGUGAUGACUUUGAAUAUGAAGAUGAAGCAAAACUCGUUUUAUUUCCUGAUCACUAUGAAAUCCCAUUACCUAAUAUAGAAGAGUUACCAGCACUGGUGACGAUAGCUUGUGAUGCACUCCUCAGUGCAAAAUCACCCUACAGGAAGCAGGACCCUGACUCCUGGGAAGAAGAACUACAGGCAUCUAAACAUGCCAAAACUCUUGUACAGUUAGACAAUGGUGUUAGAAUUCCACCCAGUGGUUGGAAAUGCUCAAAAUGUGACCUGCGGGAGAAUCUGUGGCUAAACUUGACAGAUGGUUCUGUGCUUUGUGGAAAGUGGUUCUUUGAUGGCAGUGGUGGGAAUGGGCAUGCAACAGAGCACUACAAGGAGACGGGUUAUCCCCUAGCAGUGAAGUUGGGAACCAUCAGUCCUGAUGGAGCAGAUGUCUAUUCCUUUGAUGAAGAGGAGCCGGUUUUAGACCCACAUAUAGCAAAACAUUUGGCACACUUCGGAAUUGAUAUGCUGCAGAUGCAAGUGACAGAGAAUGGAUUAAGAGAUAAUGAUAUAAAACCAAGAGUCUCUGAAUGGGAAGUGAUUCAGGAAGCUGGUGUGAAACUCAAGCCCAUGUAUGGCCCAGGAUACACUGGCAUGAAGAACCUGGGAAAUAGCUGCUACCUCAAUGCUGUCAUGCAAGCCAUUUUCAGCAUUCCAGAGUUCCAGCGAGCGUAUGUAGGAAACCUUCCACGAAUAUUUGACUACUCCCCUCUUGAUCCAACGCAAGAUUUUAGCACUCAGAUGGCUAAAUUGGGACAUGGCCUCCUUUCAGGCCAGUACUCUAAGCCACCCAUGAAAUCUGAGCUUAUUGAGCAGGUGAUGAAAGAAGAACACAAGGCUCAACACAAUGGAAUAUCUCCUCAGAUGUUUAAAGCUUUUAUAAGUAAAAGUCACCCAGAAUUUUCCUCUAAUAGACAGCAAGAUGCGCUGGAAUUUUUCCUACAUCUUAUAAAUCUAGUAGAGAGGAACCCUGUAGGAUCAGAAAACCCUAGUGAUGUUUUCAGGUUUCUGGUGGAAGAACGCACACAAUGCUGCCAGUCUAGAAAGGUCCGCUACACAGAGAGGGUGGACUAUAUCAUGCAGUUACCUGUUGCCAUGGAGGCAGCAGCAAACAAAGAUGAAUUAAUUGCCUAUGAAUUGAAGAGGCGAGAAGCAGAAGCUACAAGGAGACCUCUACCAGAGCUUGUUCGUGCCAAGAUCCCAUUUAGUGCAUGUCUGCAGGCCUUUUCUGAGCCAAGCAAUGUAGAGGACUUCUGGAGCAGUGCCCUUCAAGCAAAGUCUGCAGGAGUGAAGACUUCUCGGUUUGCUUCAUUUCCUGAAUACUUAGUGGUGCAGAUAAAAAAAUUCACCUUUGGCCUCGACUGGAUACCCAAAAAGCUUGAUGUUUCUAUAGACAUGCCAGAUUUCCUAGAUAUCAACCACCUUCGGGCCAGGGGUCUCCAGGCAGGAGAAGAGGAACUUCCAGACAUUGCUCCUCCCAUUAUCAUUCCUGAUGACCCAAAAGGUCGCAUGAUGAACAAUGUCAUGGAGUCUCUAGAUAUUGAUGAGUGUUCAGUUAUGCAACUGGCAGAGAUGGGUUUUCCUUUGGAAGCAUGUCGUAAAGCUGUGUACUAUACAGGCAACCUGGGUGCUGAAGUUGCUUUCAACUGGAUCAUUGCACACAUGGAAGAACCAGACUUUGCUGAGCCAUUGGCCAUACCUGCAUAUGGAGAAGUUGCUUCCAAUGGAGCAGCUGCAUUUGGAACUGUUGGGCUAGAUAACCAACCUCCUGAAGAGAUGGUUGCAAUUAUAAUUUCCAUGGGCUUCCAAAGGAAUCUGGCAAUUCGAGCGCUGAAGGCAACAAACAAUAAUUUGGAGCGUGGACUGGAAUGGAUCUUCAGCCACCCUGAACUCGAGGAAGAAAGUGAGCCUGCUUUGGACAUGAUGGAUAUGGACAACAAUGCUAAUGCCAAUAUUGCAGAGACUGGAUCGGAGGGACCCAGGGUCAAAGAUGGUUCUGGAAAGUACGAACUGUUUGGGUUCAUCAGCCACAUGGGAACAUCCACAAUGAGUGGCCACUAUGUUUGUCAUCUCAAAAAAGAAGGAAGAUGGGUGAUCUACAAUGACCUUAGAGUCUGUGCCUCAGAACGACCUCCCAAAGACCUGGGAUACAUUUAUUUUUACCACAGGAUACCAAGUUAGACCUGAAAUCUCUUACUUGGCCUUAAAAAGCCAUAAGCCUUUUUAACCAGCCCAAAACCCCAUACAAUAAAAAAAGAAAAUCUAAAACAUACAGAAGACCCCUAGCCCUUGAACUGCCAAAAAGCCAAGGACAUCCUGGGAUAUUUAUAGUUUAUUUAAAAAGUCAUUUGAUGCUGCCUUAAGUGUUAGAGGGCAAAUUUCUAUUAGGUGAUGUACAUUGUUUUAAAUUUGUACAUGUUAAAAGGAUACCUUAAGACCAUGCAGAUUACUGGUGGAGUUUGCAGCUAGUAUAUGGAGAAAACAGAAGUUUCAGGGUUGAGCAAGAAUAGCCUAUCAACUGGGGUUCAGCCCAGCUCCUGCCUGUUCUGUCCAUGCAUCUGUUGAAGACCACAAAGAAAUACUUGCACCUUUGGUAAGUGGGAACCAGUGUUUUCAACCAGAGACAAGACCACUUAGAUAAAUCAUGUUGCAUAUAGAAUUGGAGGGGAUAUGUGAGUGUAAUUCAGAAUAGAAUGUCUUAUUUCAGAGA
Melopsittacus undulatus (budgerigar) is the source of this 3194-nucleotide messenger RNA. RefSeq names its product ubiquitin specific peptidase 13 (gene USP13). The transcript has 21 exons. NCBI's taxonomy places the organism in Eukaryota, Metazoa, Chordata, Aves, Psittaciformes, Psittaculidae. Gene Ontology annotation, biological process: protein deubiquitination. Bases 83 to 2665 code for a protein of 860 amino acids. The record is from RefSeq and is a predicted model, not a curated record. Gene Ontology annotation, molecular function: protein binding; zinc ion binding; cysteine-type deubiquitinase activity.